GCACUUUCCCUCACCGGGCAGACGCCCCUCACCCGCCCCGAGUGACUCACUGUUCCCCUGGCCCACAGCCACCGCUGUCUCCUGGCAGGAGGCAGGCGCAAGGUUGUGCCGAAGCCACGGGGUCUGGUGCGAGAGGGCCACUCGGCCACUUGGCCAGGAGGAGGGUCUGCAAGCAGCCGGACAGGCCGGCGCACAGAGGCUGGCCUAGGGACAGCAAGGCCAGUGGCUGGGACUUAUAGUGGCCUGGGGGAGCCAGCACCUCCCCCUCCACCCUGGCUUUUAGCCUUGUCUUUCUUCUUCCCACCAUGAAGAAGGAAGUGACCUGAGAGCCAGCAAAGACAGCCAGCCCCCGACAGGGAGGAGACCAGGGUCAGAGGGCCGUGGCCGUGGGUCCCUCAGCCGCUGGCUCUCCCAACUAGCCAGGCAUGAAGGGUGGUGGCAGCGCCGUUUGGAACCUUAUGUGGAAGUACUGCAUCUCCGUGAGGACCCUCAGCGUGGAGGGCGAGGCCCCCAGCAGCGAGACCGGCACGUCGCUGGACAGCCCGUCGGCCUACCACCAGGGCCCCCUAGCGCCUGCUUCCAGUCUGAGCCCCGACCUCUACGAGCACGCGUCGGUGGGAGCCUAUGGGCUGUACUCGGGGCCGCCGGGACAGCAGCAGCGCACACGGAGGCCCAAACUACAGCACUCGACCUCCAUCCUACGCAAACAGGCCGAGGAGGAGGCCAUCAAGCGCUCGCGGUCACUGUCUGAGAGCUAUGAGCUCUCCUCCGACCUGCAGGACAAGCAGGUGGAGAUGCUAGAACGCAAGUAUGGGGGCCGCCUCGUGACCCGCCAUGCGGCCCGCACCAUCCAGACGGCCUUCCGCCAGUACCAGAUGAACAAGAACUUCGAGCGCCUGCGCAGCUCCAUGUCGGAGAACCGCAUGUCACGCCGCAUCGUGCUGUCCAACAUGAGGAUGCAGUUCUCCUUCGAGGGCCCGGAGAAAGUGCACAGCUCCUACUUCGAGGGCAAGCAGGUCUCCGUGACUGACGAUGGCUCUCAACUCGGGGCCCUGGUGCCGCCCGAGUGCAGCGACCUUGGGGAGCCUCCCGCCCUCAAGUCUCCCGCCCCAUCCAGCGAUUUCGCGGACGCCAUCACGGAGCUGGAGGAUGCCUUCUCGAGGCAGGUGAAGUCCCUGGCGGAGUCCAUCGACGACGCCCUCAACUGCCGCAGCCUGCACGCCGAGGAGGCGCCGGCCCCCGACCCAGGGCGGACCCGGGACGCCGAGCCCAAGACGGCCCUGCACAGCGUGGACCACCACAAACUGGACGAGAUGACGGCCUCGUACAGUGAUGUCACCCUGUACAUCGACGAGGAGGAGCUGUCACCGCCCCUGCCUCUCUCGCAGGCGGGGCACCGGCCACCCAGCACGGAGUCGGACCUGCGGCUGCGGGCUGGGGGCGCUGUGCAGGACUACUGGGCUCUGGCCCACAAGGACGACAAGGGGGACACGGACACUAGCUGCCGGAGCACACCGUCGCUCGAGCGGCCAGAGCAGCGGCUGCGGGUGGAGCACCUCCCGCUGCUCACCAUCGAGCCGCCCAGCGACAGUUCCGUGGACCUCAGCGACCGCUCGGACCGUGGCUCGCUCAAGAGGCAGAGCGCCUAUGAACGCAGCCUAGGCGGGCCGCAGGGCAGCCCCAAGCACGGCCCUCUGGGCGGCCCCCCCAAGAGCCUCCCCCGGGAGGAGCCGGAGUUGCGGUCCCGGCCCCCCCGGCCCCUGGACAGCCACCUGGCCAUCAACGGCUCAGCCAACAGGCAGAGCAAGUCAGAGUCCGACUACUCGGAUGGGGACAACGACAGCAUCAACAGCACAUCCAACUCCAACGACACCAUCAACUGCAGCUCCGAGUCGUCGUCCCGGGACAGCCUGAGGGAGCAGACACUCAGCAAGCAGACCUACCACAAGGAGACUCGCAACAGCUGGGACUCCCCCGCCUUCAGCAACGAUGUCAUCCGCAAGAGGCACUAUCGCAUCGGCCUCAAUCUCUUCAACAAGAAGCCUGAGAAGGGCGUCCAGUACCUCAUCGAGCGCGGCUUUGUGCCAGACACGCCAGUGGGGGUCGCCCACUUCCUGCUGCAGCGCAAGGGCCUCAGCAGACAGAUGAUCGGCGAGUUCCUGGGCAACCGGCAGAAGCAGUUCAACCGGGACGUGCUCGACUGCGUGGUGGAUGAGAUGGAUUUCUCCGCCAUGGAAUUAGAUGAAGCCCUCAGGAAGUUCCAGGCACACAUCCGGGUCCAAGGGGAGGCUCAGAAGGUGGAGCGGCUCAUCGAGGCGUUCAGCCAGCGGUACUGUAUCUGCAACCCCGGGGUGGUUCGGCAGUUCCGGAACCCAGAUACCAUUUUCAUCCUGGCGUUUGCCAUCAUCCUGCUCAACACAGACAUGUACAGCCCCAACGUCAAACCUGAGCGAAAGAUGAAGCUGGAGGACUUCGUCAAGAACCUUCGAGGUGUGGACGAUGGUGAGGACAUUCCCCGGGAGAUGCUGAUCGGGAUCUACGAGCGCAUUCGCAAGCGGGAGCUGAAGACCAAUGAGGACCAUGUGUCCCAGGUGCAGAAGGUGGAGAAGCUCAUCGUGGGGAAGAAGCCGAUUGGAUCCCUGCAUCACGGGCUUGGCUGUGUGCUCUCUCUGCCCCAUCGGAGGCUAGUCUGCUACUGCCGGCUCUUUGAGGUUCCAGACCCAAAUAAGCCUCAGAAACUCGGACUGCACCAGCGAGAAAUCUUCCUGUUUAACGACCUCCUGGUGGUUACCAAGAUCUUCCAGAAAAAGAAGAAUUCCGUGACCUACAGCUUCCGACAGUCCUUCUCCCUGUACGGCAUGCAGGUCUUGCUCUUCGAGAACCAGUACUACCCCAAUGGCAUCCGGCUCACAUCUGCUGUCCCCGGGGCAGACAUCAAAGUGUUAAUAAACUUCAAUGCUCCCAAUCCUCAAGACCGGAAGAAGUUCACUGAUGACCUGCGGGAGUCCAUUGCCGAAGUGCAGGAGAUGGAGAAGCACAGGAUAGAGUCGGAGCUUGAGAAGCAGAAGGGCGUCGUGCGGCCCAGCAUGUCCCAGUGCUCCAGCCUCAAGAAGGAGUCGGGCAAUGGGACGCUGAGCCGGGCCUGCCUGGACGACAGCUACGCAGGCGGGGAGGGCCUCAAACGCAGUGCCCUCAGCAGCUCCCUGAGGGACCUCUCCGAAGCGGGGAAGCGAGGGCGUCGCAGCAGUGCGGGAUCGCUAGAGAGCAAUGUGGAAGGGUCCAUCAUUAGCAGUCCUCACAUGCGCCGGAGACCUACAUCAACACGAGAGUGUCCAUCUCGCCCACACCAGACUAUGCCUAACUCAUCCUCCCUCCUGGGCUCCUUAUUUGGGAGUAAGAGAGGGAAGCCCCCUCCCCAGGCCCACCCGCCCUCAGCCCCUCCCCAGCCGCCGCCCCACCCACCGGGCCUGCCCCACCCGCCGCACACGGUGGUGGCCAGCCAUCACCAGGGGCCCGUCGAGGGCCCGCCGCCAGCCUCGGUGCACGGGCACCACAGCCAGUACUGCCACAUGCAGCAGAACCCGCCCCCCUACCACCACCACCACCACUACCACCCCCCCCAGCACAUCCAGCAUGCACACCAGUACCACCACGGCCCCCACGGGGGGCACCCGCCCUAUGGGGCCCAUGUGCACAGCCACCCACCGCUGCCCUCGGCCCAUGCCGGCCACCCGGGCCAUGCAGUGCACCACCACGGGCAGCCGCCCGCCCCGCCGCCCCCUACUAGCAGCAAGGCCAAACCCAGCGGCAUCAGCACAAUUGUGUAGACAGCCUGGGACGGGGUCCCAGACUCCGCGGAACAAGUGCACACCACACAGUCACGCCCAGGGGCGGUCCGCCUCAGACCAGACCCAGGGCCCUUCUCUUUCCACCUCCUCCCCCCACAACCCCCCAUUCCCCAUGGCCUGGAUGGAGCCCCCUGAGCCCACGGGGCUUGCGCUGUAGGGAACAGAGCUCCCGAUCGCACUUAGCGUGGCGUCCCAGGUUCCAUCCACUUCGACCCCGGGGUGGGCCUCGGCCACCAUCAGCCUUGAAACCAGGGCCACCGGCCACAUAGAUGUCGAAAUGCCCCCCCACCCCAAAGCAGCACUCAGCUCUGCUCCCUAACACACAUAUGAAAACCCAGCCUAGGAAAAGAAGAAACGAGACACAAAAACCAGAGACAGAACAAAACAAAACAAAAAAACCCAAACUUGCUGCAUUUAUUGCUCUUUUAUUGACAAUGGGCAAAAAAUUAAGUAGACCUGAUAUGGUUGAUGAAAAUAACGUAAGUAAACUUUAUAUAAUAUAAAUAUAUAAAUAUAUAAAUAUAUAUAUAUAUAUACUGUAUAGGUAGUAUUUGUGUGUGAAAGGAAACGUCUCAGUCCACAAAAUUAGCAAUAUAGACUUUAUGAGGAGCUCCACUUACCUGAUAGGAAGACAGUACCUUACAUGAAUGUGUGAGAGAGAGUAAACCAAAAACGUAAAUGCUAGGAACAAAUUCAGAUACUUCCAUAUUUUCAUAAAAAGAAGAGAAGUCCCUCCAGGACUGGCUAAAAUCUUUACGCAAUCAUUACUAACUGUGCCAAGUAACAUAGCAUCUAACUGUUUAAAAAGUCCAAUAUUGCUUUGUAUAAAUCCUUAUUUUAUUAACAGAAAACUAUCCUAAGUACUCAGUAUUAUAACUACUCUGUUAUUUCAGGUAAGCAAAUAGAUAAAAAUGCAGUAAAUCUACAGUAGCAACUCGGGACAACUAGUUAGGAACUGGUUGUUCGAGGAUAUUGGUGACACAGAUUCUUAGACACUUUAAUGGCUGCGAUAACUGUGAAUUCCCAUGAUCCAUAUUUCUUUUGUAUGCAUAUGAUUUAAUGCACACUCAUUCAGAGCCCUCCGAGGGGGGGGCACCCAUCCACGGCAGAAGUGUUCAUCUCCAACAUGAAAACGGCCAGCUCCCAUCCUCGUCUCCCCAACACCAUAACUUACUCAUCCUGUCUCAAAACCGCAACAGGCACCAGCCCCCGAGCGAGUUUCUGCCGGGAACCGCUCAGAGCGAGCCCGAAGGCUGAUUCUAGCAUGUAGCAACCCAGGGCGGUGUGUGUGUUUCCCAUUUUGUUUUCUGAGUGGUAGCCGUGAUCAUCGUGAUUUCAUGUGGCCGUGUGCUAGCACAACCCCCCCCCCGCCGUGUCAUCACCGUGACCCCCCACCCUGACCCCGGCUGACAAGUGCCAGCCCUCGCCAGCGACGCCCUCCCCCCUGCUGCCUUCUCAUGGUCCAGUUAGCUGCCAGGGCAUCACAUGACUCUCAGCUGUGCUCUUGUCGCUUCCAUGUUGUGGUGACACCAUCCGCUCCUUCGGGGCCGGGCGCCACAUGCGUCCGGUUCUGUGACUGAGUCACCCACGGGCCGUACUUUGUAGUUUCAGCCUUUCGAGCCACUGCAGCCGCCAGUGCUGUGCUCCUAAGCCGUGGGACCCGAGGACUGCCCCACGGCCCCUGCCCCGGUGGAGAGCCCUUUCAGAAAGGGCGAAGCUAGUGCGGGACUCUGCGGGCCCCGGGCUCCGAGCUCCGUGGAUGGCGUGGCGUGCCGUGGCCAGACGGCAGGACGACCAAGGGGAGCUCACCCGGCGGGCCGACCGGGGCGGGGCGGGAGGGUUCAGGGUCCUGCCCAUUUCCCUCCCCACCCACCCCUUUGUCAUAUCAUUGGGGUCACCAUACCAGCAAAUCUGCAAACCGAGCACUUUGUUAAUCUCCACAGAGAGCAAAUACAGCAAUCUAGAGUUUAGCCUUUUUUUUUUUUUUUUUUUUUUUUUUUUUUUUUGGAAGUGUGACUUUAACCUGCCCACCUUUAUCUUCCCAUCAGUGUCAUGUUUCUCUCCCGGGCCUCUGCCUGGAAGGAGAGAAGUAAACAGCACGGGUAUGUCCGAUUUGGUCCAAGCUGGGCUGGUGGGAGGCUCCCCGCUCCCGCUCGCCCCUAAAUUCUUAGGUUUUCCUGCAGAGUCAGGCUCCCCGAGGCAUUCUCUGUCUUGCAGUUUAAAGGAUGUUGUUCUGACCAGGACAAGUCGAAUUGUACUGCAUGCCACCUGGCGCCAGUCCUGCGAGGCCACACUCUAUGUAUUGUGUAUUUGCAGACUAUAUCAGUGUUACUGUUGACAAAUAGUUGAAGUAAAGUGAUAACAUAUGAAAUAUGUCGCCUUUUCUUCACCCUCUGUACCAAUAGUAAAGUCUAACUGUAAACUCGAGGUUGUUCCAGAAAAGAUACAGGCUGCUUGGCACCAGAUUACCCUUUCCAAAGGGAUGACCACGAAUGAAGAAGAAGAGGGCAAAGCCGAUGGCAGGGGAGGUGGGGGUGAGGGUGGUGCGCUCUGUCCAUCGCCGUCCUUCGUGCUCCACAGGCCGUUCAGAACCCUCACCUCCAAAGCUAUCAUCCAUGUGUCCCGAAGCUUUGUUGGGGCGUCCCAGGGCCGGAUCUAGCAAAAGGGUGCUUCCGGAAUGAAUUCCGUUUCUCCCCGUGUUUCCAACUGGACACAGUGUGUUGGGCUCAAGUCAGUGGUUUUCCUCACUGUUUAUGUUAUAUUUACAAACUUAUCAUGGGAGAUGAUACCCCUUCCAGAAGGUACAUUGUUCUAUUAAGGAGGCUGGAGCCACACUGCCAAGUCUCAUUUGGGCAGCAAAAACCUCUGAAAAAUUGCUAGGCCCCCCCAACCCGCCCCCGCCAUCCCCAGUGUUGCUUUUAUGGGACAGUUCCUUCUAGACAUGGCCCUCCACAGAGUCGCAGGUGUGGGGGCCUGUCGUCCACCCCACCCCCACCCCUGGGAUAGGCUGCAGGAUGUGUGUGUCAUCCCUCGCCACUGUCAGGACACACUUGGGACAUUUUUCUCAAGUUGCACAAAUCGUUGCAAUUGAACAGUCCUUUGGGCAGGAGCAGGAGACCCUAGCAGAAGUGGCUGAAGAUCUUUUCUGGGACAACAAUCAAGUCAUGUCUUUGUAUCUUUUUUUUUAAGUUUAUGAAUGAAUUGUACAACAAUGUAAAAAUAAAGUUCAUCCUAAUAUGUGCA
Molecule: messenger RNA, 7091 nt
Organism: Lutra lutra (Eurasian river otter)
Lineage: Eukaryota; Metazoa; Chordata; Mammalia; Carnivora; Mustelidae
Gene: IQSEC1
Product: IQ motif and Sec7 domain ArfGEF 1
Exons: 14
Coding region: 426-3827 (1133 amino acids)
Biological process (GO): actin cytoskeleton organization; regulation of ARF protein signal transduction
Molecular function (GO): protein binding; guanyl-nucleotide exchange factor activity
Source: RefSeq, a predicted model, not a curated record